AUGGAGGGUGUAGCAAUUCAAACGGGAUAUAAUAGAAAUAAUGUCACUUCUGCUUUGAAGCCUGAUGAAUAUAGGAACUACGGCUUUCCUCUUGGACAAAGUUUUAAACUAGAAGACAUACCGUGGAAGUCAACGGAAAAGGAGUACGAUUUCGGUGUCAUUGGGCUGCAUUCUGAGAUAAAAGACUUCCUGAACUACAUAUCACCGAAUCCAGCAGAACAGUUUGCUCGUGAGGUAGUCGUUGCCAAGGUUAAGGACAUUGUGUAUGGUCUGUGGCCAAAUUGUCAAGUUGAUGUCUUCGGAAGCUUUAAGACAGGCCUGUAUCUUCCCACAAGUGACAUUGAUAUGGUCAUAUUCGGGAAAUGGGACGCCUUACCUCUACAUACUUUAGAACAAGCUCUGUUCAAAAGUGGCAUUUCAUCUGAAAUCAAGGUUUUAGACAAGGCCACAGUACCGAUUGUAAAAAUGACAGAUAAAGAGACAGAACUUCGAGUGGACAUUAGCUUUAAUAUGAUUAAUAGUGUCAAAGCGGCGGAGCUUAUCAGAGUUUUCAUGAAAAAAUACCCGUGCCUCCCAUACCUGGUGUUCGUUUUAAAGCAAUUUUUGCUUCAACGAAGCUUAAAUGAAGUGUGGACUGGAGGAUUGAGCUCAUACGCACUCAUAUUAAUGUGUGUUAGUUUCCUGCAACACACACUACGCCCCGAAGUCUCUAUUGAUGAUGUCAAUUUGGGCAUUCUAUUGGUCGAGUUCUUCGAGCUUUAUGGUCGUCAUUUCAAUUACAGAAAUACAGCUAUUCGUAUAACAAAUGGUGGGUGUUAUGUUCGUAAGGAAGUUGUCCAACAAAAUAUGGAGAGAGGCUUACGUCCAUCGCUUCUUUGUAUUGAGGAUCCGCUUUGCCCUGGUAACGAUGUUGGUCGUCGAUCCUAUUGUGCACUCCAAAUUAAACAGGCUUUUGAAUAUGCCUACGUUGUUCUUAGUAGUGCCGUACUUCCUCAGUAUCAUUUUUUGCACUGCAACACUGAUGUUUCAAUACUUGGACGAAUCAUUCGUAUUUCCAAAAAGUCUGUUGAAUUCCGUCAAAGGAUCCAAGAUUAUGCUCAUCACCUACGCGCUUCACUCCCAGUAAAUACAAAAAUGUUGCAGGGAAGUGUAAGUAGCAGAUCUCAAAAUUUCAUCGUUCCAUCGAGUCCCUGGGUCGCACAGUCCAACCUGAACACAGUCAAUAGAAUAGAUUGUACACUGCCACCAUCUGUAGAACAAAGAACUGAUUUUUCUGUGCAUUCCAAUUUACCUGUUCCUAAAAAUGAACAACUUGAUCUGCCGAUUCUUGUUUGGCAAUCGAAUCCCAGUGUUAAUGCAUCCCAAGUACCAAAGCUUUCCGGUGCACAAGAUGAAUGUGUUGCCGAUGACAAUACUUCUCGAUCACAGAUUAAUUUCUCAGUAGAAAAACCCGUUAGUAUUUCUAGUUCUGACAGCUAUAACGAGCAUAUUGAAAUAAUUAACUCGGAGACUUCAAGUGAUGAAGGAGACCUUCAUUGCAAUACUAAUGGCGAAUCCGAUGUUGAAAAACCUGGAGAAUACAGCGUAUUAGCGGAUGAACUUGCUUCCCUAACAACAUUUAACCAAAUAGAGAAGAAAAACAUUUUAUCCCCAAUAGUUAACACUGAUUCGUUAAAGUCUUCAGAGGUUACUUUCAGAAAGCCCCACCAAGGUCGUAAAAGACGCUGCUUACGGGUAUUAACAUCCUCCAAACCUAACGCGGGUAACUCUUCAAAUCAGCAGUCAGGAAAUCUCCGUGAUGAUUGUAUCGUGUCUAUGUAUCCAAACGUAAGAGAUGUCGCUUUUUCGGCCCAAAGAACAAGUUCCCAAAACCAUGUUCACGGAAAAAGUAACAGUUUUUGUAAGUCAUAUGAAAAACCACAUCACAGUGCCUUGCUUUGUUUCCCUACCUCUGUUGGAUCUCAAGUUUCGCGCUCAAAUAAUGUGGGUUCUAAUAGUUUUUCCCGCUUGUCUCAAGCACAAAAACGCCAUGCAACAACUUCUAGACGCUCAAAGUAG
Molecule: messenger RNA, 2058 nt
Organism: Schistosoma intercalatum
Lineage: Eukaryota; Metazoa; Platyhelminthes; Trematoda; Strigeidida; Schistosomatidae
Source: the annotation of a GenBank genome assembly